UUGUAUAAAAAUAAUGGAAUGAAAUGGGAGUUGUGUGUAUUUUUAGCUAUGCUGUGCCUGAGGGUAAGAGUGGGCAACAAGCAGUUGAUAUGUUACAGAAAAAUGUAGAAUUACUAGGAGCCACAAGAUCUGGUAACUUUUGUGUUGAUUGUGAAACGUACCAGUCAAAUUCACAGAAUAUUUCACAAAGACUAAUUCAUAUUCUACACAACAGUGAACACCCUGCGUCAUGUUUUGCUGCACUGGACACAGGGACAAUUCUUGUGUCAGAUUUAUUGUUUGAUGUACUCAUGUCUAAAUUAACAGCUGCUAAGACAGGACGAGAGAGUUUCUACCAACAGAGAAAAGGUUUUAGGAUUGAAAGUAGAGGGCAGAGAUAUGAGUUAUGGGAUUUUGUUAUCAAAAUUGGAUCUGUGUCUCUUGCAUCAAACUUUAAAGGAAUUUUGGUAGAGGUAGAAUACUGUCCAUGUGUAGUAGCUGGUGAUUGUUGGAAUCUCAUCAAAGAAAUGGCACAAAGCAUUGUGGGAAAUGUAGCAGACAAUCCACCCAUGUACAUAAAAAAUAAAACAGAUCCUGUAUAUUCUCCAUCUGACACAGUUAAUCAGUAUCUAGAACAUUUUAAUAACUUCAGGAAAACAGCACCUCAAGGACAGCCCAGUAGAUGAACCUUAUCAAAUAUACAGAAUUUAAUACAGAGCAAUCAAAUAUGAAUGCUACUGAAUUCCGAAUGGUCCAAAAUUUUCAAGAUACAUUGAUCGAUGACACUGGGUGCAUCAGGCGGUAGGUCUUUCCUUUAGAGAGACAAAAGUAUUAUUUUCACUUGAAAUGCAGAGAUAAAAAUGGUGCUUGAUUGAAAAGUUGUACAUAUAAUAAAUGAAAUGUCUUGUGUUACAUGUACAGAUACCAACAAAACAGUAUAAACUUCAUGUAUUUAUUAAAUCAAAUAGGUAGAA
Messenger RNA from Mytilus californianus (California mussel), 953 nucleotides. RefSeq names its product mediator of RNA polymerase II transcription subunit 20-like. The coding region runs from base 24 to 665 and encodes 213 amino acids. Gene Ontology annotation, biological process: regulation of transcription by RNA polymerase II. The record is from RefSeq and is a predicted model, not a curated record. Gene Ontology annotation, molecular function: transcription coactivator activity. Gene Ontology annotation, cellular component: mediator complex. The transcript is spliced from 4 exons. Lineage: Eukaryota; Metazoa; Mollusca; Bivalvia; Mytilida; Mytilidae.